AUGUAUGUUGUUUUAGCAAGAAGUAGGGUUUACGCCGAAGAUUAUUACUACGCUCCAGGGAAUGUAACCCGUACAACGUUAUCCGGGAUACAAGCGUAUCGAUCGGCUCUGACGCUUGACUGGUUGGCGGCAGAGGACUCGAGGCAACGUGAGCUAGUGGCGGCCUACGAGACCGAACCUUCCGCAUCAGCCAGGGUUAUAACAACCGAGUGUAUCGACUAUCCAAAGCCAUCGCCGGGGAGGGUUGCUAAGUUGAUGUUGGAACUGCUAAAGAAUCUAGAAGGAGAUGACGGCAUACUAGUUCCCGAAUUAAUUCAAGUCCUCGUCCGAGCGAGAAUGAUAGUGGAAACCUCAAUGUUGGACGCGGAGCCUGAUCUAGACUCAUUAGUAAAGACACCCACAAUGAUGAUGGGGGAACCUCACACCACAUUCCCCAGAAUCCUGGCGAUAGUGUGGAUGCUUGUAACUGAUACUACAGCGACGAGAAGUAAUGGUUGGUGUCCUCUUCAAAAGGUAAACAAAUAUCUUAUUUCGACGAAGACUGUGGACAUAGCGCAACACUUGCGCGUUUUAGAACCGGUGAUAGCUCGAGCUCGAUUUAUCAUGGAGGAGUUUAUCCAAAAUGUGACACCCCUUAAUAUGAUUCAAAAGAAAACAAAAACAGCUAAGCCCAAGCGCACUUCUCAGACUGAGACUGUUGAUGCACGCGAGAAACUGCAUCGGUCGAGGGACGUGGAUAUGCUUCAGGACCACCAAGUGCAGCAAGAUAAUCUAACUUUAGAGUCAGAUUACUCCAGCACUCCUUUAAUGGAGCAGGCGCGGCAAGCGGAUAUUCUAGAAGAAACAGAAGCUGUUGCGAAAAAAUGUAAUGCAGCUAAAUUGGCGGGACUUUUGAACGUUUUGACUAUUUCAACAUCUGACUCUGUGGAAUUGGUGCCAGUGGAACGUGAUCAGCCUUCUGGUGAGAAGCUCACUUAUAAGCUAACGAAGAGGCAAGAUGACGUUGGGGAAGCCUGCAUUCGCAUCAAACCUAUGCCCAGAGAUACAGUGAGGCGUGUUUACGCUAUCCUACCGUACUUUGACAAGGACCAUGCAAAUACGGCGUUUCUGCACAAAUAUCGAGCGACGGUACACGGCAUGUCUGAGGGCGAGGAUCUGUUGGACCGAGAAGCAGCCCUCUACGCCUCUAUUCUGACACCUCUGGUGUUUCUACAGCAAUACAGGGACACUUGGUGUUUGUUGGAAAGAGUGCGCUCCUUUAUUUUGGAGUUGCCAGGAAGAUCGUCUGCUACACGUACCGCUCCGCCUGUCGAAAAUGAAGACGAGGAAGUUCAUGACAAGAAGGAUAUAAGAUACCUAAAAGAACUGAUUAAAAACCUUGGUUAA
Molecule: messenger RNA, 1386 nt
Organism: Parnassius apollo (apollo)
Lineage: Eukaryota; Metazoa; Arthropoda; Insecta; Lepidoptera; Papilionidae
Source: the annotation of a GenBank genome assembly